This is a messenger RNA of Salpingoeca rosetta, 1170 nucleotides long. RefSeq lists its product as uncharacterized. The transcript has 5 exons. Gene Ontology annotation, cellular component: trans-Golgi network; endosome. The record is from RefSeq and is a predicted model, not a curated record. Lineage: Eukaryota; Choanoflagellata; Craspedida; Salpingoecidae. The coding region runs from base 105 to 887 and encodes 260 amino acids. Gene Ontology annotation, biological process: retrograde transport, endosome to Golgi; phospholipid translocation.
UGGUGAAUGGAGAUCGCACCCAGCACCCCACGCACCCUGGACGACCUGCCCUCGCUUCCUCACAUCCCUCACAUCAAAUCACCUCUCUCACACGUGACCGCGCUAUGGUGGCAGUACCAGCGGUUGUGCUGUGGGUGGUGGAGGUGGUAUCUGUGCUGGCGAUCAGCCUUGGUGGCGUGGUGCCCUUUGUGUUCCAGUACAUCAACAUCCGCAAGACGCGCAGCAGCAAAGGCUUUUCCACCUACGUCAUCCUCGAGCUCAUUGCCGCAUACGUCCUCAGGAUAUGCUUCUGGUUUGGACACCCCUUUGAGACGCCACUGCUGGUGCAGUGUGUCACCAUGAUCGUGGCACUGCUCUUCCUGCAGCACGCGUGCAUCACAUACGACGCAGAGCACAUUGCCAGCAGCGGAGGCAGUCACUUUGAUGGCACGAUUGAUCUGAAGACGUUCUGGCGGUGGGCGCACUUCAAGGACUACGUGACGGCGGUGCUGCUGUUUGCGGUCGUGUCUGGCUCGGCCACGCUCAUCAUGAUUGGGGUGCCCGCGUUUGUGGAGACGGUUGGCUUGGUGUCGCUGCUGCUGGAGGCAUCGCUUGGCCUGCCCCAGUUUGUCAACAACUUCAAGAACAAGAGCACAGAGGGAAUGAGCGUGGCCAUGGUUGGCUGCUGGCUCUCGGGCGACAUCUUCAAGACAACCUACUUUGUGCUGCGCUCCGCUCCGACACAGUUCUUUGUGUGUGGGUUGCUGCAGGUGGGUGUGGACAUAUCCAUCCUGCUACAGGUGGUGAUGUACUCGCGAACAUCUUUUACAGCCACAUCGCCCUCACGUGCAACGAAAGUGCUGCACACCCCCACCAAGCAGCUCACCCGCACCACCGUCAUGGCGUGACACGCGGCAGUGGUGGUCGUGAUGGUGAUGGUGGUGUAAAGGCGACUGGGGGGUUAGGCAACCAGAAACCGGACAAUGAGACGCCGCAUUCGCUUGCGGUGUUGUACAUCACACGAUGCGUGCAUGGAUUGACAUGAUAUGUUGGGGUAGCAGUCGCGUUGCAUGUCAAUGUGUUUCUUUCCGCGUGCUGUACACAGCAUGGUGAUGGUCUGGCUUGAGCUUGGGGUGAUGCUUUUAUUGCUGUCAAAGGGCAGACAGGUUGAAAACAACGACACGAACAGCA